AUGUCAUUCGAUCGCUUGAAUUCACUGGAGGCUCAGCCUACCACUAUGCGCCGGGAUGAUGACCCGCAAUACCGCGACGAUCCAGGCUUCGACCAUCUGGCCGAGUUGCUCUCAGACCAAAUCUUCUCAUUAACUUCAAACACCACUCGUUUGUCAAGCCAGAUUGCUCUACUAGGCACAAAGCGAGAUACAGAGCGAGUACGCGAACGGGUCCACAACCUGCUGGAGGAGACUCGGGCGGGGUUUAAGGAUGCAGGAGAAGGGUUAAAGAAGAUCCAGACAUGGGAAGACGUUAAUCCCUCCCAGAAAUGGACCCAGCAAAAGCUCUCAUCCGAAUUCAAAGCCAACCUGGAUGAAUUCCAGACCGUUCAGCGCCGGGCGCUAGAAAGACAACGCGCAUCGGCUGUGGCCGCUCGUUCCGCCAUUGAGGAUAGCGAACAUCCAACUGGCGAUGCCAGUGAUGUUCAGCUUCAAGAGCAGCAACUACUCGAGCAGCCACGAUUAGCUAACCAGGGCGAGGUUGACUUUCAGGAGACUUUGAUCAUUGAGCGCGAGACAGAGAUCCGCAAUAUUGAACAAAGCGUCGGCGAAUUAAACGAAUUGUUCCGAGACGUUGCACAUAUUGUUAGUGAACAAGGUGGACAGCUCGACAUCAUCAGCGAAAACGUCCAAAAUGUCACUCAAGACACUCGAGGCGCAAAUACUGAACUGCGCAGUGCCAGUCGAUACCAGAAGAAUGCGCGCAACAAGGCGUGCUGUCUGUUUGUCAUCCUUGCUAUUAUCCUAGCCAUCAUUGUCCUCGCAAUCGUGCUGGGAUAG
Penicillium malachiteum is the source of this 819-nucleotide messenger RNA. RefSeq names its product SNAP receptor PEP12. Gene Ontology annotation, molecular function: SNAP receptor activity; SNARE binding. The record is from RefSeq and is a predicted model, not a curated record. Gene Ontology annotation, biological process: vesicle fusion; Golgi to vacuole transport; intracellular protein transport. NCBI's taxonomy places the organism in Eukaryota, Fungi, Ascomycota, Eurotiomycetes, Eurotiales, Aspergillaceae. Gene Ontology annotation, cellular component: SNARE complex; membrane; endomembrane system. Bases 1 to 819 code for a protein of 272 amino acids. The transcript is spliced from 2 exons.